Chinchilla lanigera (long-tailed chinchilla) is the source of this 957-nucleotide messenger RNA. RefSeq names its product NADH dehydrogenase (ubiquinone) 1 alpha subcomplex, 13 (gene Ndufa13). The transcript is spliced from 5 exons. The coding region runs from base 483 to 920 and encodes 145 amino acids. The record is from RefSeq and is a predicted model, not a curated record. NCBI's taxonomy places the organism in Eukaryota, Metazoa, Chordata, Mammalia, Rodentia, Chinchillidae.
ACAAGAGGCCAGCAGCGAGGCCACCGGCCGCCCCCGGGGCGCAGAGUCCGCUCCGGGACGGGAGCGCUUGCUCCUGAGUCCCCCGAACUCCGUGUGCCCAGCCAGCGACCGCGAGGACCCCUCAGCUGCCCGCAGAACCCCGAGAGGGGUGAGAACGGGAGAGGGGCGCGUGCCGUGGGAAGCUGGCUCCGGGGCCCUCGGCAUUUCUGACUGCCUCGCGCAACGAAGGAGGGAAGGUGAAGGGAGCGCUUUUGGUGCAGGGUCGAGAGCACCCCGGCGGGCUGUAGGUGCCAACAAUGACCGAGUCUCGCCGUGUCAGGUGGAACAGCAAAUAAGGGCUCCACGAACUCUGCCGCCGGAGCCAAGCCCCACCGUCCGAUCGCUCCGCGGGAGACCUUCGCUGCGGCUUCCGCCACACUCAGCAUGGCGGAGGGUGAGCGCGUCACUUCCGUCCGGGACCGGAAGUGCGGGGUCCCACAAGGAUGGCGGCAGCGAAGGUGAAGCAGGACAUGCCCCCGCCGGGGGGCUACGGCCCCAUCGACUACAAACGGAACCUGCCGCGCCGAGGACUGUCGGGCUACAGCAUGUUUGCCCUGGGCAUCGGGACCUUGCUGUACGGGUACUGGAGCAUGAUGAAGUGGAACCGUGAGCGCAGGCGUCUGCAGAUCGAAGAGAUGGAGGCCCGCAUCGCGAUGAUGCCGCUGUUGCAGGCCGAGCGGGACCGCAGGGUCCUGCAGAUGCUGCGCGAGAACCUGGAGGAGGAGGCCGUCAUCAUGAAGGACGUGCCGGGCUGGAAGGUGGGCGAGUCGACGUUCCACACCACGCGCUGGGUGCCCCCGAUCGUCGGCGAGCUGUACGGGCUGCGCACGCCGGAGGAGGUCUUCAACGCCAGCUUCGGCUUCAUGUGGUUCUCGUCGUAGGGCGCCCGCUCGGGGAAUAAACGCGCGUGCCCACCCA